AUGAAGAAAGAGAAGAAAACGCAUGCUUUACUGUUCCUCCUGCUGCUUCACUUCACCUUGGCAAGGCAAUCAGACUAUGCUCCAUACUUUUAUGACAAUGGACCCAGUAGCAAAAGUGGGAACAUGGCCUUGUUCAGCAUCUCCGAGGACACACCAGUGGGCACACAGGUUUACAUCCUGAACGGCACAGAUCCAGAGGGGGACCCGGUGCGAUAUGAUCUGACUUUUGAACAAGGCUCCAAGAUAUAUUUUAGGGUGGAAGCCAAAUCUGGAAACGUGACUCUGGUUCAGGAGCUGGACAGAGAGAAACAAGCUGAGAUCUCGAUGCUUGUGAGCAUCACGGACGGUCGAAAUAAAGUUAUUGAGACAGUGAGAGUUUUUGUCACUGACAUAAAUGAUGAACCACCUGAAUUUCAAAACCUUCCUUUCCUCAUCAAUAUCCCAGAGGACACUGCUCCAGGAAGUAGCAUCUACAGGGUUGCGGCAGUGGAUAAGGACAUGGGCUCGGGAGGCAGCGUCUCUUAUUAUUUACAGACCACCCAGUUUUCCAAGUUCACCAUCGACGGCAACAGCGGGAUCCUCCGAGUCAAACCAGGGGAGACUCUGGACUACGAGACCACACCCACACAUUUCGUGACAGUGGUGGCAAAGGAUGGCGGAGGAAAGUACAAGGGGAAGCAUCAGGUGUUGACCUCCACAGCCACCAUCACAGUUAACGUAAUCGAUGCCCAGGACAUGCCUCCAUCCUUUGUAGGGACCCCUUACUUUGGCUACGUGUACGAAGUCUCAGUUCCUGGAUCUGAAAUAUUCACGGUAUACGCCAAAGAUGGAGAUCAAGGAAAUCCUAACCCGAUCCAUUAUUCCAUAAUGAAUGGUAGUGAUGGUGUCUUUGACAUAAAUAGCACCAGCGGAUGCAUCACCCUGACAACUUAUCCGUCUCUUCUGAAGAACGAAUUAUAUGAAAUUAAAGUCAAGGCGUCUGAGAUUGGACCAGAGGAUCGGCUGUUUGACUACGACAUCACCCUAGUGACAGUCCGCGUGGUGGAUCUCAAUAACCACCCGCCGACCUUCUAUGGAGAGAAUGGACCACAGAGCAGGUUUGAGGUCACCAUGUAUGAGCAUCCGCCUGCAGGGGAGAUCCUCCGGGGCUUUAAGAUCACCGUCAAUGACUCCGAUCAGGGAGCAAACGCUAAAUUUAAGCUGAGGCUCGUGGGGCCGGGUCGAGUGCUGCGGGUGGUUCCCCAGACAGUUCUCAAUGAGGCGCAGGUGACCAUCAUUGUGGAAGACUCAACUGGCAUCGACUACGAAAAAGGAUCAACCCUUUCUUUUAAGCUGCUGGCGGUGGAGAUCGACACCCCCGAGCGCUUCAGUGCAACGGCCGACAUCGUCAUCAACCUGCUGGACACGAACGACAACGUGCCCAAAUUCACCUCUGAGUAUUACAUCGUCCGGGUCCCCGAGAACUCCCCUGGAGACUCCAGCGUCGUGUCUGUUACAGCAAACGAUCCAGAUUCAGGACCAUGGGGUGAAGUCAAAUACACAAUUUAUGGAUCGGGAUCAGAUUUGUUUUACAUCCACCGACUGUCAGGCCUCAUCUCCACGCAGCCCUGGACCAGCCUGGACGCAGAGGUCAGGUCCAAGUACAACUUCUACGUCAAGGCCGAGGAUUCGGAGGGAGAGUACAGUUUGGCCGAGGUCUUUGUCACCGUGCUCGACAUGAACGACCACACUCCGUCAUUUGAUCACAAACUCCUGGAGAAGACCAUGAUCAUCGGUACACCGGUCAGAGUGGAGGCAGUGGAUGAAGAUGCAGAGUCUCCGAACAACGUGAUCGAGUACUCCAUCAUGAAAGCCGAUCCUGACAACGCUUUUGACAUCGACGCCGACACCGGGGAAAUCCAGCUGAAGUCGUACAUCAAGUCCAUGGAGAUUGUGCAGAACAUCACCAAGCAGAAAGACUGCAAGUGGUCUCUGGUGGUCCAGGCCAGGGACCGGGGUUCUCCGUCCUUCAGCACGACAGCCGUGGUCAAUAUCGACAUCACAGAGGCGACUCCUCUCAAGGGGCCUAUGGCGGCCUUUUUAAUGAAAAGUAGGGACAGUCCUAUGAGAGCUCUAGGCAUGGUCACUGUUAUCAUUAGCGUGUUGGUAGGGGUGACGGUCUUGAUCUCUACGGCUAUGUACAUGCGCAACUCAAAGUCCAACAGGAUCGUGCCGGCGCGUCGCAUCAUUAAGAGGCGACCCAGGGACCAGCGGCCCUGGACCUUCCAGAUGCCCGUCAUCACAUUCAACAACCCUGCAGAGAAGUUCCACGUCGACCCAGAGCGGGACAGCGGCAGCCCGCGAACAAAGCCUCCACCCCCCAGCGCUCCGUCUCUGCCCCCUCCACCUCCGUCUUACACACGGCUGAGUGAGAGGCCCCGGGCGGUCCAAACAAUAUCCGGUGCUCUGGCCUCUAAAGGCUUGAAGAAAGUUAAAUCGAAUCGUCGAAAAGAGGGAAACAUGAGCUCCGCUUUAGUGUCGGAGCUUAAGAUGAGGCUGGAGCAGAAGAUGAUUGAGAACAACCAGGGUUAUUAUUAA
This is a messenger RNA of Limanda limanda (common dab), 2577 nucleotides long. Its product is annotated as cadherin-related family member 1. Gene Ontology annotation, molecular function: calcium ion binding. Gene Ontology annotation, cellular component: plasma membrane. NCBI's taxonomy places the organism in Eukaryota, Metazoa, Chordata, Actinopteri, Pleuronectiformes, Pleuronectidae. The record is from RefSeq and is a predicted model, not a curated record. Gene Ontology annotation, biological process: homophilic cell-cell adhesion. The transcript is spliced from 18 exons. The coding region runs from base 1 to 2577 and encodes 858 amino acids.